CUCCAUCCCCGCAGUCCAAAGAUCACCUCACACCUUAAGACACGCACUUUAAUACCACUUGAAAUCUUUCAUUAUUCGUGUAAUUAUUGAUAAUGACAGACAAUCAGCCCAUCGGCUUACACACACUUCCUAAUGAGCUUUUAAUCCAGAUCGCAACACACCUCGACAUCGAAGCCCCAUCAAUUGCCAAAUUCGCCCACGAACCCUCAGCGGAGCUGACGAACUCAGACUGCACUCCUCUGAAAGACUUGUCCCGAGUAUCAUGGCGUUUGAGAAAGGUCGUUGUUCCGAUCUUGUUCAAGACCGUCAGGGUGUCUCUCGAUCCAAAGCCGCAAUGGGUCCCACUGGAUGCUCGACUCAUCGAAAACAUGCAGGGCCAGCUAUCUACACUGAGCAACCACGAGUUCAUGAUCUACACCAAGAUGCGCAGCAAGUUCAAGAGCAGCUCUGCCUUCGCUUUUGAUCCGUCGUUCGACGACAUUCUUAUCAACCUGUGUAAGAUCCAGGACGGUGACGAGUUUCUGAAAUCAUCGCCAACAAUCUUGUGGUUACCGCAUAUCAACAGCAAUUUCACAGACUUCAGCCGCGUUGUUUCGAAGUACCAGCUCAAGCAGCACAUAAAGAGCAUAGUAGUGCAUACCGAUAUAGAGUACGGGCUCCGCCAUGUUUCCACGGCCGAUGCCCCCUUGGCUCGAGCAGUCGCCGAGAUAUGGGAGCAGAUCUUCACCUGUCUCGAACCGAGCCGUGUCGUUGUAGCCGCUCCUCCAGCGACUCUUGCCGGCCUUCUCGACACGCAGAUGCAGAGCUCCGACACAUGGGCCUUCGAAAUGAAAAUGCACUACAUCGAGCUGACUCAGGAAUCUCCGAGACUCGAACACAUGAAGUCGGAUUGCCGGCCUUGGGAUUCGGCGCUCAUUCACCGCCGACCAUGGUCACACAUUGCAUAUAACGAAGGAUCCUCCAUCACUGCGUACAGCACGUACGAAUACCACCUCAAGCAGUCCCCCAAGAUCCUCUACCUGCUUCUUAUGCGCCUGGCUAAGGAGGUCGAAUCGUGUUGCAACAUCACAUCCUUCAGCUUCACUGGUGUGUUUCCCUUCGCAACGAACGUCACAAGCAUCAUACGCGCUCUUCACCGCAUACCCACGCUGCGGAACGUCACUUUUCAACUGGCACCUGGACCUGAAAACGACCUGCUGGGCCCCUCGUAUCGCACAGGCAUGGGUAGAGCUCAGUCCAGCGACAUCUGGCUCGAGUGGAAUGAGAGUUACAAGGUCAUUGCUAGCUACCUGGGCGUCUUCGACUUCGGCGACGGUGCAGAGUUCAGGAGUAGGGACUGUACGAGCAAGACACUGACUGACGACGUUGAAGAGAUGGUGGGGUUGCUGAGGCAUAGAGGCGCCGGGUGGAGGAGUAAAGAAGGCGAGACAGGCGUGUGGGUCAGGGAUUAUGCGCUGGACGACAGAGUCACAGAGCCUAGUGUCGACCAACUGACAGCGCUGACGGGCGACACCACAAUCACGGUGUGAAAGGGUCAACGUGGCAGCAAGGUCCAAAGGUGAUGGCUGUAGUUCUUCCAUCACCUCCCAAUCCACAAAUACCCUCCAAACCACCCCACCAUGCCCCCCAUAUCCCCACGUGCAUCCCCCGACUCGUCUGUGUCUCGGCAUGCGCUUCCUCGACCUCGAAGCCUGCUCCGACGGCGAACUGCACUGUCUCUACCACGACCCCGAACGCACCAUCACGCUCCUCCAGCCCCGCACCUCCUGCGCACUGCACUUCUACGCCCCGCGCGACGACCCCCAUUCGCCCAUCAGCACGUUCCUCGCCCGCCGCCCGAACGCAGUCCACUCGUGGUGGCGCCAGGCGCUGCACGUCACGCGCACGCCGCAUCUCAGCACCGCACAACACACCAGCCUUGAUACCACGCUCCUUGACUCCCCGCCCGAACCCCCCCUCACCACCGCAGACACCGACGCAGCAACCCUAACCC
Boeremia exigua is the source of this 1993-nucleotide messenger RNA. RefSeq lists its product as uncharacterized. The transcript has a single exon. NCBI's taxonomy places the organism in Eukaryota, Fungi, Ascomycota, Dothideomycetes, Pleosporales, Didymellaceae. Bases 93 to 1529 code for a protein of 478 amino acids. The record is from RefSeq and is a predicted model, not a curated record.